AUGGACAAAGGAAAGGAUCAGGUUGGUCUGGUAGGUUCUAGGGGCGAACAGGGUGCAACUUUGACGGAUCUGGGUUGGGUUCUUGCGUCACUGGCGACUGUGGGUCAAGGACCAUCGAAUGCAACGGUGUCGGACUUCUACGACGUGAGCCUCGUCAAUGGCUGCAACCUGUCGAUGAUAGUGGAAGGAAGUGGUUGGUCAGGAAUGUGCGCGUCGACGGGCUACACAGUGGAUCUGAACCAGGGCUAUCCGGCGAAGCUGAAGGUCGGAGACGGUAGCGUGUGCAAGAGUGCGUGCGAGGCAUUUGGGAGCCCGGAGUACAAUUGCAACAACGCGUACAGUACACUCGCCACCUAA
Messenger RNA from Vitis riparia (riverbank grape), 357 nucleotides. RefSeq names its product thaumatin-like protein 1. Bases 1 to 357 code for a protein of 118 amino acids. The record is from RefSeq and is a predicted model, not a curated record. Lineage: Eukaryota; Viridiplantae; Streptophyta; Magnoliopsida; Vitales; Vitaceae. Gene Ontology annotation, cellular component: extracellular region. The transcript is spliced from 3 exons. Gene Ontology annotation, biological process: defense response.